CAACAGGACUGUCUGUAACCGCCUUCAUCUUCUUCAUCCCCGUUUGCUGCUCUUAUGGAGAUAAAUCAUAAGUCCAAAACACACUGAGUUGGCGCUCCCGCACACGUCCGCUCGGGAAUGCGCGGCGCGAUCCCGCGGUGCUCGCGUUGAGCCUGAGAAGAGUCAAGGCGAAAGCGUCAAAACGCACCAGGACUUGAAGGGGAGCUUCCCGCUGGAGUAAAACAACAACAACAAAAAAAUUGAAAUAAAAUAAGAACAUUGCCUUAAUGGCGUGGGAAUCCAUUAGCGUGAGAGCAGAGAGAGGACAAUGAUCGCUUCGCAGGAAGGUUAUUCCCUAAAAACAUAAGCUUUGUGCAGAAUACAAGGAUAUUUGGAGUACACUGACGACAACUGCAAGUGAAGAUCCCGAGACGGUCAAACACAGUCCCGGCUUUUUUUUUAUUAUUAUUACUAUCUGUAUUAUUCUAAGAAAGACAUGGGGAGAUUUUCACCUCGGCAACACAGCACUGGCUGGAAGAUCUGACGAGCGCACUGGGAGGAGAGUGUGUGAGGACCUGCAUAUCUGUGGCUGUUUCUCAUCAUUUCUAAGCUGGUGGGCUUCUAUAUCACAGCUGAUGACUGUCCCUCCGGAGGCUGGAUUACAGGGGUUAGCAGCAAGCCUGAGUGUUUGCUGAAGGGCGUGCCCCAGCUUGUAUGUUGGUCACCUACCCUCGCUCUUGCUCACAAGGAUCAUGUGGCUUUGUCCAAGGAGAGAUCGUUUUCCCUUGCAGAACUGGCAUGGUGUCCACAGUUGCACCAAUUUCAGCGUGUCCUUUUGGGUUUUAAGCUUCUGCUGGUGCUUCGCGGCCCUGAGAGGUCAAAACUACCACCCCACUGUGAACACGCAGUACGGGAAGCUCCGUGGGGUGAGGGUGCCCCUACCGAGUGAGAUCCUGGGGCCCGUUGACCAGUAUCUGGGGGUCCCUUACGCGGCUCCACCCGUGGGAGAGAAGCGCUUCAUGCCCCCAGAGCCGCCUUCUUCCUGGUCGGGGGUCAAAAACGCCACCCACUUCGCCCCUGUCUGUCCCCAGAAUAUUCACAAUGCAGUGCCAGAGAUCAUGAUGCCAAUAUGGUUCACCUUUAACCUGGAUAUAGUUACCACAUACAUACAGGAUCAGCACGAAGACUGUCUUUACCUAAACAUCUAUGUUCCAACGGAGGAUGUCAAAAGAAUAUCCAAGGAAUGUGCGAGGAAACCCAACAAGAAAAUAUGUAGAAAAGGAGGGGCCCAUGCAAAAAAACAGGGCGAAGAUUUGUCGGAAAACGACGGUGACGAAGACGAAGACAUACGAGACACCGGCGCCAAGCCUGUGAUGGUCUACAUCCACGGAGGGUCCUACAUGGAGGGGACUGGCAACAUGAUUGAUGGGAGCGUCCUGGCCAGCUAUGGAAACGUCAUCGUUAUCACUCUCAACUAUCGGGUCGGCGUCCUCGGCUUCCUCAGCACGGGCGAUCAGGCUGCCAAAGGGAACUACGGGCUGCUGGACCAGAUUCAGGCUUUAAGGUGGAUCAGCGAGAACAUCGGCUUCUUCGGAGGAGAUUCCAACCGCAUUACCGUGUUUGGAUCUGGGAUCGGAGCUUCCUGCGUCAGUCUGCUCACCCUCUCCCAUCACUCUGAAGGUCUGUUCCACAGAGCUAUCAUUCAGAGUGGGUCAGCACUCUCCAGCUGGGCAGUGAACUACCAGCCGGUCAAGUACACCCGUCUCCUGGCAGAGAAGGUGGGCUGCAACGUCCUCGACACAUCAGACAUGGUGGACUGUCUACGAAAGAAGAGCUCCAGGGAGCUGGUGGAGCAGGACAUCCAACCUGCUAGGUACCACGUGGCCUUUGGACCUGUCAUUGAUGGGGAUGUUAUUCCAGAUGACCCUGAGAUUCUAAUGGAGCAGGGCGAGUUUCUCAACUAUGACAUCAUGCUGGGGGUGAAUCAGGGCGAAGGCCUGCGGUUUGUGGAGAACGUGGUGGAUUCAGAGGACGGUGUGUCUGGAAACGACUUUGACUUCUCUGUGUCGGAUUUUGUGGACAGCUUGUACGGAUACCCAGACGGAAAGGACACACUGAGGGAGACCAUUAAGUUCAUGUACACGGACUGGGCAGACAGAGACAAUCCGGAGACUAGGCGAAAAACACUGGUGGCUCUGUUCACCGACCACCAGUGGGUGGAGCCGUCAGUGGUGACUGCUGAUCUCCACGCUCGCUAUGGCUCACCCACCUACUUCUACGCCUUCUACCACCACUGCCAGAGUCUUAUGAAGCCUGCGUGGUCAGACGCGGCCCACGGGGAUGAAGUGCCGUAUGUCUUUGGAAUUCCUAUGAUUGGUCCCACCGACCUUUUUCCCUGUAACUUCUCCAAGAAUGAUGUCAUGCUCAGUGCUGUCGUGAUGACCUACUGGACCAACUUUGCCAAAACUGGAGACCCCAACAAACCAGUUCCCCAAGACACCAAGUUCAUCCACACCAAGGCUAACCGUUUCGAAGAGGUGGCCUGGUCCAAGUACAAUCCCCAGGACCAGCUCUAUCUGCAUAUCGGCCUGAAGCCGCGUGUGCGUGACCACUACCGGGCCACCAAAGUGGCCUUCUGGAAACACUUAGUGCCCCAUCUCUACAACCUCCACGAACUGUUCCACUACACCUCUACGACCACCAAAGUGCCACCCCCGGAGACCACACCGAAAAGCGUGUCCACCAAGAGGCCCAAUGGGAAAAACUGGCCCUUCAAUACCAAGCGCCCCCCCAUGUCGCCUGCCUACAAUAGCGAGGAUAAGGACUCUUGGAGCGAGGAAGAGGAGACGGGGCCUCUUGUGGUCGACAACCCGAGGGACUAUUCCACAGAGCUCAGCGUCACCAUUGCGGUGGGAGCCUCGCUGCUGUUCCUCAAUGUCCUGGCUUUCGCAGCCCUCUAUUACCGCAAGGACAAGCGACGGCAGGACUCCAGCCAUGGGCAGUCCAGCCCGCAGCGCCAGACCACCUCCAACGACAUUGGUCACCACGCGCCCGAGGAGGAGAUCAUGUCCUUGCAGAUGAACCAGACGCACCAUGAGUGCGAGGCGGGGAACAGCAACGAAGGGGCGCUGCGCCUGGCCUCGUUGCCCGACUACACGCUCACACUGCGCCGCUCCCCAGACGACAUCCCCCUCAUGACGCCCAACACCAUCACCAUGAUUCCCAACUCCCUGGUGGGCAUGCCCAACCUCCACCCAUACAACACCUUCACAACUGGCUUCAACUCCACCGGCCUGCCGCACUCCCACUCUACCACCCGCGUAUAGCUUUAAGGAGGCCAGGGGGGUUGGGGGGAGCGGCCAGCGCAGGCUGGAGAGAAGGAAGUGGUGGUGGGGUUGGCGGAGGAGGAGCAAGAGGAUGAAUGAAUUGAGGAGAGGAUUGUGUUUUAUAAAUAUCACAGGCAGGGGAAGAGCUGUGUGAGGGCAGGGGUGGGGAAGGGCAGGAGUGGGAUUAAAACGUGCAGAGAUUUAACCAGACUUUUACUAUGACGAGAGCAGCUGAGAGCUCUCUGUGGAUGUCAAGUUGUGCAGAGCUGCCAAAAUCAAACUGCUUUCCUUCUCCAGAAAGAGGAGGAGGUGGUCUUUCUGCAGUGUUUUUUUUUUUUUUUUUU
Molecule: messenger RNA, 3649 nt
Organism: Gambusia affinis (western mosquitofish)
Lineage: Eukaryota; Metazoa; Chordata; Actinopteri; Cyprinodontiformes; Poeciliidae
Gene: nlgn3a
Product: neuroligin 3a
Exons: 9
Coding region: 732-3305 (857 amino acids)
Biological process (GO): synaptic vesicle endocytosis; presynaptic membrane assembly; postsynaptic membrane assembly
Cellular component (GO): synapse; postsynaptic specialization membrane; cell surface
Molecular function (GO): neurexin family protein binding; signaling receptor activity
Source: RefSeq, a predicted model, not a curated record